CUCCUCCUCUCUCCCUCUCACCUCUCCGCUCCUCUGCUGCAUCCUCCGCCAUGGCCGACCAUCCCACGGGCAUCGGCCCGCCGCCCGCGCUGCGCGAUGCACCGCACGUCUUCUGGCACCUCUACGCCGGCGUCGUGACGUUCUACCAGGUCUUCCUCGAGCCGCUGCUGUGCCAUCUGCGCCUCACCACGCCCGGCUUCGGCGACCCGACGUACGGGCGCGCCAGCCUGCCCAUUGCGCCGCGCGAGCGCCAGCUCAUCCACGACAAUCCCGACGUCCACGUCGAGCGGCAUCGCCUCAUCCUCAAGGCCGACGCGAUGCGCAGAGGCGGCAGCUGGGACCGCGAGGGCAGCCACUGGGUCGAGUACCAGGUGUGGGAGUGGGCGGGCAAGGAGAUCCAGCGGCACGAUGCCGACAUCAUGCUGCUGCACGGCAUCAACAACUACGGCGGGCGCGCCUGCGGCACGGGGCUGCAUCUGGCACAGAGCGGCUUCCGCGUCAUUGCCAUCGACUUGCCCUCGUUUGGCCGCUCGACGGGCCUGCACGCCUACGUGCCCAGCAUGCGUCUCAACGUCGAGGCCGCACACGCCGUGCUGUGCGAUGUGGCGCGCAGAGACCGAGAGCAGGGCCGCGGCAGCCGCAAAGUGUUCCUGCAGGGCGAGAGCAUGGGAGGAUUCACGGCACUGUACUACGCCGCCAUCUACCCGCCCAUCUCGCCGCCUUCCAAGGGCGGGCCCGCACGCGACGAGCCGAAACAAGAGACGGGAGACAAGCUGCUGCAUGCUGGCGCAGUGGAUGCUGGCUCCGACGAACGUCCUCGUCUUGCCGGCGUUGCUGUUGCGGCGCCUAUGAUUGCUAUCAGCCCGCACUCACGGCCUUCGAAGCUCGUCGAGCAGAUUGCACGCUUCAUCAUCUUCUUUGCCGGCCGCCUGCCUUUUGCAGCGGGCGUCAAGGGCAAUGUCUCGGACGACAUUCGCGUCGAGGAGGAGUUCCAGGCCGACAGGCACACGUACAAGGGCCACCUGCGCAUCUCGACGGGCAUGGCCAUCCUCGCCGGCCUGGCGGAGCUGCAGGAGCUGGCACCGCGCAUCACGUGCCCCCUCACUGUCCACCACGGCGCCGCGGACCGCGCGACGGACUGGCGCGGCACGCAAGCCUUCUUUGAUCGACUGCCGAGCCAGGACAAGCGGAUAAAGAUCUGGGACGGCUAUGAGCACAUCAUGAUGAAAAACGUGCAGGGCAUGUCUGAGGCGGACCACAAGAAGCGCAUGGCCGUGCUCGACGACAUCACGAACUGGUUCAUCGAGCAGAGCGAGAAGGACAACGCCUGA
Tilletiopsis washingtonensis is the source of this 1331-nucleotide messenger RNA. Its product is annotated as alpha/beta-hydrolase. The record is from RefSeq and is a predicted model, not a curated record. Lineage: Eukaryota; Fungi; Basidiomycota; Exobasidiomycetes; Entylomatales. Gene Ontology annotation, cellular component: membrane. The coding region runs from base 51 to 1331 and encodes 426 amino acids. Gene Ontology annotation, molecular function: lipase activity. The transcript is spliced from 6 exons.